Messenger RNA from Ylistrum balloti, 1908 nucleotides. RefSeq names its product sodium- and chloride-dependent glycine transporter 1-like. The record is from RefSeq and is a predicted model, not a curated record. The transcript is spliced from 15 exons. Lineage: Eukaryota; Metazoa; Mollusca; Bivalvia; Pectinida; Pectinidae. The coding region runs from base 76 to 1908 and encodes 610 amino acids. Gene Ontology annotation, cellular component: membrane. Gene Ontology annotation, biological process: sodium ion transmembrane transport.
AUAGCUUCAGUUAACGAUCUGGAAAGCGCAGAUUCACGGAAUUGGGCAGUCCUGGUGAGGGAGGAACCGGAAGUGAUGAAGCGGGGAAACUGGGGAGGGAAACUAGAGUUUAUCCUUACGUGUGUAGGGUACGCAGUGGGACUUGGCAACGUUUGGAGGUUCCCCUACCUCGCAUAUAAAAACGGUGGAGGAGCCUUCCUGAUCCCAUACUGGUUCAUGCAGAUCUUCGUGGGAAUGCCCCUAUUCUAUAUGGAGUUGUGUUUUGGUCAAUUUGCCAGUCUUGGGCCUUUGGCUAUAUGGAAAAUCAACCCAUUGUUCAAAGGUCUGGGCUACUGCUCGGUGAUAUCAUCGGCUUUAAUUGGUCUGUACUACAACGUCAUCAUCGCCUACUGCAUUUACUACUUCUUCGCGUCAAUGACGGACCUGUUACCAUGGGCACUGGAAACUGACAUAGCCGCUGGAUCGAACAGUACCAAUGUGACUGUAAACUUGGGGUUGAACACAACUAACUCAACAACAACAGUAGAGAAAUCAGAAAGUGAGAAAUAUUUCUAUGAGACGGUCCUGAAUAUAUCUACUGGUCUAGAAGACAUGGGCGGUGUUCAAUGGCAACUAGCACUUUGUCUGCUGGCGGCCUGGGUUAUUGUUCUGAUCGUCCUGUCCAAAGGUAUCCAGUCACUUGGCAAGGUCGUUUACUUCACGGCGACGUUCCCCUAUCUUCUCCUGACAGCCUUGCUGAUCCGAGGAGCAACACUACCCGGAGCAAGUGAGGGAAUCCAAUACUAUCUUACUCCAACAUGGGAUCGACUUCAGGAUUCCACGGUAUGGAGCGAUGCGGCCACUCAGGUGUUCUACUCCCUCAGUGCCUGCUCUGGUGGGCUGAUUCUUAUGUCUAGCUUCAAUAGGUUCGACAACUUCUGUCUCAGAGACGCCCUUAUUGUGCCGUGUGUGGACUGUCUCACCAGCUUCUUCUCCGGGUUCGUCAUUUUUACUGUGCUGGGCUUCAUGGCGAACGCAAAAGGGGUCAAAGUUGAGGAUGUAGCGACAGGAGGUAGUGGUCUAGCCUUUGUUGUGUACCCUGAGGCCAUCUCUAACAUGCCAGCGCCGACCGUCUGGGCCGUCCUCUUCUUCUUCAUGUUACUCGUCAUCGGCUUCAGUUCACAGUUUUCCAUUAUGGAAUGUGUAAUGUCCUCGUUCAUUGAUGAGUAUGCGCAUAUUCUUCGGAAGAACUGGAAAAACUCUUUCUUGUUCCGGGUAGGUGUGGCAGCGCUGUUCUAUUUAUUGGCCCUACCCAUGACCACAAGGGGAGGCUUGUAUUUGCUGGAGCUGGUUGACUCGGCCGUGAGUGGCUUCCCCUUAUUAUUUGUGGGACUCUUUGAGUGUAUCGUCAUCAACUGGAUAUAUGGAUACUCGAAUUUUGCAAAGGACAUACAGAUGAUGAUGAAACGGACUCCUUGGGCAUACUGGGUUUACUGCUGGUGUGGGAAGACCCCUCUAGUAUUGUCGGUGGUGAUUGUAUUUAAGGCUGUACAGUACGAGAAGAUCACACUUCUAGAGUACGUGUACCCCGCCUGGGGGGAGAUGUUGUGGUGGAUGGUAACUCUGUUCCCUAUAAUGGCUAUUCCGGGCUGGUUCCUGUUUUACUACUGCAGGCACGGAGGCUGGCAGGUUUUGGCGAAGUUGACAAAACCACUGCCAGAGUGGGGACCUGCUGAAGACAUCAACAGGGAUGGAAUUCGCUAUAAAAAGAAAUCAGCAAUCCAGAUGGAAAUUUCAAACCCAACCCCAACUACCUUCAUAAGGUAUGACGACAAAGGGAAGGAUAACGAAGCUUUCACGGCUGAGGAGAACCUAUCAUCCCUGGGUUAUCAGUUUCCUCCGGACUAUGAUGAAGCUACGCAUAUGUGA